AAACGACGUUGAACCGGAAGUGUAAGGACUUCCUGAAAAGCCACCUCGCUUUGGGAACGUGUUUACCCAAACGAAUUUAGUGCGCUUUAACUUUACCCAGAAAUGUCCAACUGUUCGAACGUUCUUUGUUGUAAAUGAUGCGUAUUGUGCCACAAGUUGGAGUAUUUUUUUCUUGGCUGCAAGCUAAGUUUAAAAACCGGACUUAAGUAAUUUAUAUUAUGCGUCAGUUAAACGAUAUACUUUUAAGUUAAUGCUACGGUUACAAUUCGAUGUAUGUUAACAGAUUCGUUGUUGUGUAUGUGCCAUUUUCACAGGAGCUGUUUUAAGUACAGUAGUGUAGUCAUGGCAGAUGCGUUCAGCAGCAGCUCGGAAAAUGUGAUCAAGCGUCAGGUUGACGUCCAAGAAACGAGGAAAACUCCUCAGGGGGAACUUGAUGACUUGUAUCAAAUUCAGAAAACCUGCGACUUUGUCUCUCAGAAUCACUUCAAGAAGGUUGCGCUGCAGUUUCCUGAUGAACUCCUGCACGAAUCGAGCGCAAUUGCAGCUGAGAUUGAAAGAAUUACUCAAGCGAAGGUGUUCAUUCUGGGAGACACCUCCUAUGGCAGUUGCUGUGUGGAUGAGGUGGCAGCAGAGCACGUUGGAGCCGACUGUAUGGUGCACUACGGCCGAGCCUGCCUGAGCCCUUCCAAACGCCUGCCCCUCAUGUACGUCUUUGAGAAAGCCAGCAUAGACGUGGACAAGUGCACCUCGGUCUUCAGAGAACUGCAUACCGACACACAGGCCCACAUCCUCAUCCUGUAUGAUGUCAGAUACACGCAUGCUAUUGAUAAUCUCGUGACACUGUUGUGUGAAGACUAUCCAAACGUUGUUUCUUCACAACUUGUGGUGGAAGGCGAGCAGUGUUACAGCCACGGCCGGCGCGAAAGAGAGCCUGACGCAGACCAGCCCAGCAUUCACUUUGGAAGGCAGUUUUCCUUGAAGAGCGGACUGAGCAUUGAGGAUUACAAUGUGUUCUACAUCGGCCAAGACGGCCCAACCUUGCGAAACUUCAUGAUGACGUGGAAUCGCUGCUGCUUCUCCUCCUUCGACCCCGUGACAUCUGCAGGGAGGCUCGAGUCGGCCGGCGUCAACCGCGCACUGAUGAAGCGCUUCUAUGCUAUCGAGAGGGCGAAGGAUGCCAACGUGGUGGGCAUCUUGGUGGGCACUCUCGGUGUGGCCAACUACCUGGCUAUCAUCCAGCAGCUGAAAGAGACAAUCCGCAGCGCCGGCAAGAAGAGUUACUUGUUCGCCAUGGGGAAGCUCAACGUGCCCAAGCUUGCCAACUUUCUGGAAAUUGACAUUUUUGUUCUGAUUUCGUGUCCGGAGAACUCUCUAUUGGACUCCAGUGAGUUCUACCGACCCGUGGUGACGCCGUUCGAGAUGGAAGUGGCCUGCAACAGGAAUAGGGAGUGGUCCGCAGAAUACGUCACUGACUUUCGACAUCUCCUGCCAGGUGGACACAGUUACGUACCUUUGGCAGCGGGGCAGGAGGACUCUGACGAGACGGAUGUAUCUUUAAUCACCGGGGCUCUGAGGAGCAACAAGCUGGACUGCAAUCACGCAAACUCCCAGUUUGGCUCUUCGCUUGUCCUGAGGAACCAGAUGAUGACUGUGGCCAACAGCAACUCUGCCGCAUCGUUUUUGGCGAAUCGGAGCUGGCGCGGCUUGGAGCAGAAGUUGGGGGAGACGCCCGUGGAGAAAGCUGUGGAGGGCAGGAGGGGCAUCGCUAUCGCCUAUGAAGAAGAAGGAGCUUAGUGGCAUUUCUUCGAAGUGGUUUAACUUAUCAGUGACUUUUAGGGGACAUAACGUGGGGAAAGUGACUCUAUCCUUGCCCAUUUGCAAGCAUCACUAGUCAUUCACUUUCUCCACAAAGGAAGCAGGAAAGAUGCCAGUGUUCCCAUUAGAAUGUCCUUCCAACCAGUCCUGGUUAACUGCAGUGGGGAGAGACAAAA
Hippocampus zosterae (dwarf seahorse) is the source of this 1991-nucleotide messenger RNA. RefSeq names its product diphthamide biosynthesis 2 (gene dph2). Gene Ontology annotation, molecular function: 2-(3-amino-3-carboxypropyl)histidine synthase activity. NCBI's taxonomy places the organism in Eukaryota, Metazoa, Chordata, Actinopteri, Syngnathiformes, Syngnathidae. Bases 274 to 1794 code for a protein of 506 amino acids. The transcript is spliced from 6 exons. Gene Ontology annotation, biological process: protein histidyl modification to diphthamide. The record is from RefSeq and is a predicted model, not a curated record.